AUGAACUCCAAGCACUCAGCAAUGGCCUGGUCGGCAUGGAAGGAAACCGAGCUCUCCCUCCCCCGCAGUGCCGCCGGCCGUGCCGCUGAUCUCGGCGCGGGUCGCCUCCUGAUCCCAGGGCAGCACCUGAGCUCCUCCAUGCACCGGACGACGAGGCCGGCAAGCCGGAACAGCCGCACCCGCAGCCGGAGCAGCGACCCCAGCCGGACGUGCCGCACCCGGCGCCCUCGCCGGCCCUGCCUCGCCUCAUGGACCAUCGCCAUCGGGUGGCUGCCCCUGUAUCUUCACUACCACUGGCCUGAACGGAGCUUGUGUUGUGUGUGUAAUGUAAAGUCCACCAUGUGUGCGCGGCCUCUUAUAUAG
Triticum turgidum subsp. durum (durum wheat) is the source of this 363-nucleotide messenger RNA. The record is from the annotation of a GenBank genome assembly. NCBI's taxonomy places the organism in Eukaryota, Viridiplantae, Streptophyta, Magnoliopsida, Poales, Poaceae.